Messenger RNA from Metopolophium dirhodum (rose-grain aphid), 2328 nucleotides. RefSeq lists its product as uncharacterized. NCBI's taxonomy places the organism in Eukaryota, Metazoa, Arthropoda, Insecta, Hemiptera, Aphididae. The coding region runs from base 1 to 2328 and encodes 775 amino acids. The record is from RefSeq and is a predicted model, not a curated record. The transcript has 3 exons.
AUGUAUAAAAAAUCCAUAGCUAAUUUACCUUUAAUCGAUAAAUCCCUUGUUACUGGUGAUGUUAAUUGUAGUUGUGAUGGUAAUUUAAUAGAAUGUGCUUCAAGUAAUGUUUCUCAGACUAAUGGUGAUAAUUAUGAUGAAGUUUCUAAUACUUUUGUUGGAACAAAUCAGGAUUACUCAUUUAUUCAAUUGGAUCCUUGUUUUGAAAAAAUAAGUUCUGUUAUUGGUAAAGGUAGAAAGUUAAUUCGAUGUAAAAUUUGCUUAAGAAAUCAAAAUACAGUUUUAAAACACACCAAAUUGCGCAAUAAAAUUCCUCCUAUUUGUAGUGAGGGUGGAACAGUUCCUAGAACUGCUAUUUUAGAAGCUCAUUUAAAAUCAAUUGAACACACUGAAUCUGUAAAAGUAGACCACUUACGUACUUUGGCUAAAGUUGAGCUCACUCAAUGUGCACCUUUUGAUAAAAUGUUUUUGAACCAAAAUUCUAAAAGAGCACUUCAAAUUGCUAAAUACAUGUGCACUGUUUUCAACGAUGCUAUGAGAGGAACUCUUAGCGCUUGGUCAUGGCCAUCUCGUGAAAUUGCUUUCAUGAAACGUCAAUCAUUGGAUAUAAAUAAACCUUGUGUUAAAUGUACUGUUAAUGAAGGAGACUUAUUGUAUAUUACUCCAAGUAACCAUAAAGAGAUGUUGAAUUGUAUUGUGAAUUCAGAUUUUCAACGGAUUCAAACCAAGUUAAAAACAUGCUUAGCAAUCUCACUUAGAGUUGAUGGCUCAGUAGAUAGGACACAGGUUGAUAAUAUACAUGUGAUGGCAAAAAUUAUAACUGCUGAAGCAAAUGUUGAACUUAUAUUUAUAGGAUUUGAAGAACCGGAGUCAAAAGGUGCAGGUGGUUAUUAUAAUGCAAUAAAAAAAUGUAUUGAACGUUUUAUGCCAUGGACAGAUUUUCAUAAAAUUUGUUCAUCCAUUGUAACUGAUGGAGCUUCUAUUAACACAGGUUCUAAAAAUGGCCUUUGGAGUAUGUUUAAUGUUGAUAAACAAAAUGACAAAUGUCCCCUAAUACAAAUAUGGUGUGCUGUUCAUCGCAGUGCUCUAGCAUGGGAGAAUAUGACAUCAAAUGUCAUUGAAAUAAAAAAAAUUAUUGAAUUAUGUUCAUCAAUAUCUACAUAUUUUCAUCGUUCAGGACUCCGCUCUAAAGAAUUACAACAAAUAGCAAAUGAUAAUAACAUAAGUUUUAUUAGAUUACCAAAAUAUUAUGAAGUCCGCUGGACUGAGUUCACUUAUGGUUUACUUUACGCAAUUUUAAUAAAUUGGAGAAUAUUGGUUCAUUACUUUCUCAAACAAAUCAAAGAUAAGACUGAUCAGGAACGCAUUUGUGCUGGUUAUCUGAAAUUUCUCACAGAUUUUGAUAAACUUAAAUUAUUAUGCCUUGUUACUGAUCUUGGAUACUUGUAUUCUAGAUUCCAAAAAUUAAUUCAAGGUGAUAAUAUUUUAAUGUUUGAUAUAGAAGAUCAACUUAAUCUUUUAAAAAAUAGAAUAGGGUUACUCCAAAAAUCAGCACUUCCUGGAGGUUGGUUAGAAAAAUUUAGUAAUGAGAGUAUUUGCUUUGAUGCCAGUAUUGGACAUUACAAAUUAAAUGGUAUAGAUAUAUUUAAAACAACUCAAAGUAGCAAAUCACACAGACGCAAAAUUCAUCACUUAUAUAUAAAUGACAGAAAAUCAUUUGAAGCAAUAAAAAAUGAAACAUAUGCAUCAAUUCUUAACUUUUUAGAAGAUAGAUUUAAUUCUCUAGAAUGGGAUGACUUAAAACCUUUGAAAAUAUUAAAUGAAAAUAUUUCAGACAUUCAGUUGAAAAAAUGUCAUUCCAUAAUUUGCCCUGAUUAUCCAUUGCUUAAUUUUCUUUCUUCGUAUCGUGAAGCAACAGCUAGUUGUUAUAUUGAAAAUAAAAAUAUUUCAGUUGAUUUAUUGAAAGUUGUUUUGAAAUGUGAAGACUGGGAAUCUCUUGCCAUAUCAAUAGCACGUAUUUUAGCUAUAAAACCACAUAGUGCAGAUGUAGAGAGAAUAAUAUCCUACUACAAUAUUCUCAAAGCCCACCAUAGAUCCAGCCUAGCACCUGAAACAAUUAAAAAUUGUCUCCAUGUUAAAAUAAAUAUGUGCACAUUAAGUGAAUUUGAUCCACGUGAAGCAGUUUUGUAUUGGUUAAAUUUAAAAAAAAGGCAUGACAAAGCUCAUCCGAUGGCAGAAAAACAAAGUUGGUAUCAAGGAGUAUUUUAUGAAGCUGAUUCAGAAACUUCUAUAAAUAAAUCAGAAAGUAAACAAAGUGUUCGUUUUUAA